AUGGCCCCGCCGCGCCCGCCCCGCCUGGUGCCCGCGCUGCGCGCCCUGCUGUACUGGUCCCUGGUGUACGGCUACUGCGGGCGGUGCGCCUCCGUCCACCUGCUCAAACUUUUGUGGAGCAUCGGCAAGGCACCGGCUCAGACCUUCCGCCGGGCGGCCCGGGCAAACCCUCCGGCGUGCCUGAACGACCCCUCCUUGGGUACCCACUGCUACGUGCGGAUCAAGGAUUCGGGGUUAAGAUUUCACUAUGUUGCCGCUGGAGAAAGAGGUAGACCACUCAUGCUACUUCUUCAUGGAUUUCCAGAAUUCUGGUACUCUUGGCGCCAUCAGCUGAGAGAAUUUAAGAGUGAGUACAGAGUUGUCGCGCUGGAUCUGAGAGGCUAUGGCGAGUCAGAUGCGCCCACUCACCAAGAGAGUUAUAAACUCGAUUGUCUGAUUGCAGACAUAAAGGAUGUUUUAGACACCUUAGGGUACAGCAAAUGUGUCCUGAUUGGCCACGACUGGGGAGGCAUGAUUGCCUGGCUGAUUUCCAUUUGCUACCCUGAGAUGAUAAUGAAGCUUGUUGUUAUUAACUUCCCACAUCCAAGUGUAUUUACAGACUACAUUCUUCGGCACCCGGCCCAGCUGCUCAGAUCUAGCUUCUAUUACUUCUUCCAAAUACCAUGGUUCCCAGAAUUUAUGUUCUCAAUUAAUGAUUUCAAGGCGUUGAAACACCUGUUCACCAGCCGGAGCACUGGCAUUGGAAGGAAAGGACGGCGGCUGACGACAGAUGAUCUAGAAGCUUACAUUUAUGUCUUCUCACAGCCUGGGGCACUAAGUGGUCCAAUUAACCAUUAUCGGAACAUUUUCAACUGCCUGCCUCUCAAGCAUCAUAUGGUGACCACCCCGACACUACUCCUGUGGGGAGAGGAAGAUGCGUUUAUGGAGGCUGAGAUGGCUGAAGUCACAAAGACUUAUGUUAAAAACUAUUUCAGACUCACUGUUUUGUCAGAAGGUAGCCACUGGCUUCAGCAAGACCAACCUGACAUAGUGAACAGGCUAAUCUGGGCAUUCCUCAGGGAAGAGAGGAGAGAAUGACUUUAUCUCCUGUGAAGAGUCUAUAAUGGAACCCCGAAAAACUUAAGACUUGCUCAUCAACUUAAGUUUUAUUAGGAAAAACACCUGUUUCAAUAUGCUUGAUUAUAAAUAAAUAUAGUGAAACACAGUAUUGAAAAAUAUCUAUGUAAUUUGUUUCAUUGUCUGUAUCUGCACAGA
Messenger RNA from Cricetulus griseus (Chinese hamster), 1254 nucleotides. NCBI's taxonomy places the organism in Eukaryota, Metazoa, Chordata, Mammalia, Rodentia, Cricetidae. The record is from RefSeq and is a predicted model, not a curated record.